Molecule: messenger RNA, 2635 nt
Organism: Trichoplusia ni (cabbage looper)
Lineage: Eukaryota; Metazoa; Arthropoda; Insecta; Lepidoptera; Noctuidae
Exons: 5
Coding region: 199-2238 (679 amino acids)
Source: RefSeq, a predicted model, not a curated record
UGUCAGUGUCAAAAUAAAGCCGCACGAGAGUCGAGUAUUUUUGAAAGUUUGCGUUUGUUGUGAAGUUUAGUUAUUUUACUCUAUUAUUUGAAUAUUUUAAAUUUAUAUUUAAAUUUUGUAGGAAGUGCUGUGAUUACUUGUUAUAAUUUACUAACUAUUUUAUGGUUUGUGACAAAAUCCGUGCUUGUUACGAACUUAAUGAAGAAGGUUCGGUUUGAGUCUCCCGACAAACGAUUCAAACUUCUCAAAAUGAAUGAGCGCGAGUGCCAUUCCCCUCGUCCACUUGUUGAAAGGCAAAUGAACGCAAAUGUACCUGACUUUUAUAGCUACCCUAAGGUAUUGCCUUUUAGUAAUGAUCCAGUGCAAUUGUUUGAGUGCAGCAACAGCUCUCCGUAUCCAAUAGUGAACAAAACAAACUUGCCGGUAAAACCCGACGAACCGAACUGGUCACCGUCUAAUGACUUAGAAUUAAGUAUGCUUGAUGCUUCUUAUCAUGAACCUCGUAGACCUACAUUUUGUAGGUCAAUUCUUAAACCAACAGCUUUGGAUGGAAAUGUUAUUCAAGGACAAUUAAAACCUAUUUUUCAUACAAGUCCUCAAAAUUUACCAUCUGCUGAAAAAACAGUAAAACCUCCAAACAUACUUAUCAAGGACAAUGACUUCUUUAUCAGAAGAGAUAACUUGGAUAAGUUUAACUUGAAUAUUGAACCAGUUCAGAAGCAAUUGACUAAGCUAAGUUUGGACAAGGAAAACAAUCCCUUGGCAAAGAAAGCAGAGAUAAUGCAAAUGGCUGCUGUAAACUCCUUUGAACGCCUGCAAUCACACCCUGUUACUCCUGCCAUGAGUAAUAACUGUAAUUGUCAUCACUGCAUCAGAAAUAUAUACUCACCAAAUAUGUUAAUGAACAGGGACCAUGCGCCACAAAUAAAUGGUCAUAUACCUAGGUGUCUCCCUAACUUUAUACCUCCAAAAUCAUCCAUUCAGACUCAGUGUCCAUGUAGCAUACCUCAAGGGCACCAAUGUUCUUGUUGCAACACGGUACCUGCUCAACAGUUUCAGUGCAACACUUGUAAUGAGAGCAAACCUGCCAGUCCACAAUUAAAUGCAGUAGAUAAAAAGACUUGGGCCAUAGAAAAAUAUGAACAAAGCAAGAAGUCAGACUCCUUGGAGGUUGAAAAACAGUCUAAUGUUACCAAAGAGAAGCGAGAACCAACUGUGUCUGACCUGUUUAAGAUUAUUAAACUUCAAAAUGAACAGCUACAGUUGCUUCAGGAGAAAGUCGAUAAAUUCAUUUCAGCAAGCCAACAGAAUAAUGCUGCUCCUGUACAGAAUCACACCACAGAACAUGUCGCCAUAGAAACAGUUGGCAAUGAGCAGCACAAGAUAUCCAUAGGAGUCAUGACCAGCUUUGAAAUGGUCAGAACUUCAACAGUAAUUAAUAAAGAAGUUCUUAAGACAAAUGAUAAUGCUCAUAUACAAUGUAACAGGUCCCAAAUAAGUAUUAAAGAGAUUCGAUCCAAAUCACAGUCUCCUAAUCCCAACUUCUUGGAUGGAAUUACACCUAAACACACACAGCAAACAGAAUGUAAUAAUAAACCUGUAGCCAAUGUGACUCAGGGUGGUAUGAAUGAAGAGAAAACAUUAAAUGAAUUAAGUUUGUACAAUGUACAAGUAGACAACGCUACUACACCACUCAUGUCUCCUGAACAGAGUUUAUAUUUAGAUGUUAGGGAUUACAGCGACUCAGACACUGGCAGCGAUGACCAAUCUAAUGUAGGGUGGACCUAUUACAAUAAAGUUAUGACUCAUGUGAAUGGCAUGUUACAAGAUUCAGACAUGCCAUCAUCAGCCAGUGCUUUAUAUAGAAAUACUCGACACCAUAUGCAGACAUUACAAAUGCAGAUUGACAAAACUAAUGUCAGUGUUACCAAAAGGGUAAAAUUCGGUGAUGAUCCUCUCGGUCUACAACAGCCACACAUCUAUACCUCUACUGAUACCAGUUUGAAAAUGAACCAACUGGCAGCCAAAUAUUUGAAGAAUGGAGCUCCUGUAGCUGCACCUCAAAGAGUUACUAAGCCCACUACUACACCUAUUGACAUGUCUUUUGCUACCAAAAAUUAUAUGGAGAGACACAAAUUAUUGCAAGGGGUACCGCCAAAGUCUACGUCGCCGACACCAGGUGAGAUGCCAAGGUUUCUAGAUAUCACAGCAUUGAAACAACAACCCAAGUUUCUAUAACUUUAGUUAUUUAUAUUGUAAGUAUAUAUUCUUACACUACUUUAGACUUUAGACUUAAACUUGUAUUGUUAUAUUAACAUAUACUGGUAGUUUAUUAUUUCUAUUAGUUAAGAUUUCCUUUUAGGUGACUUACUUAACUUAUAUGUUAGGUGAAUUUGAACAUUUAAAUAAAACGCGUUAAGAUCUGAACAGACAUUUAUUUUAAACCUCAGAGAAAAUAACAGAGUAAAAUCCUACACUUUAUAAGUAGGUAUAUUUUUGUUACCGGAACAGUUGUUUGUUAACUAUAUUACACUUAUAUUUGUUCAGUAUUUUGGGUUUAUUAUGAAUUAUUAUAGUAAUGUACAUCAAUUUUGUCUACGUGUAUUAUAUAAACAAUAAAUUUAAUUUCAUAUAA